AGUGUUUCCCCUCCCAGUACUGACCUAACUUGGAUCUUAUGGAGAACUUAGGGGGCUCUGAAAAAAGAGGAGGUUAUUUGAAUUAAUGAAAUGGGCUACAAAGGCUACUGGGCCUUUUUCCUUUCUGAAAUUGUGCCUUCAAAUUUUUAGAGGUUGCUAAUCAAAAUCAUGGGCACUUAAAUUCAUCCUCUGGCUACAGAUAAAUAAGUUGGUUUCUGUAAGAGCUCUAAAAAUUAUUUUAGCUGCUUAACUAGCACCUUUCUCAGGAAGUAAUAAUAGCACCAAAUAUUACUGAUUCCUAGGAAACCAUUUACUACCUGAUAAAGAAUUUUCUGAGUUAAAGUAGUCAUAACUGUUUAUGUACAUUAAAAGUAAGGCUUUAUUUUUUUAAAAAAAUCUUGGGAAUCACAUCCACCAUGUAUUGAAUCCUUACUGCCUCCCUUCCCGGCUUGACUAUUCUGUGCACUUAAUCCUUCCACUAAUGCUUUGAGGUACGUAGGGAUGGCCCCCAUUUUGCAUAUGAAUUAUAAGGAAAAAGGCUCAAGGAGUUUAAUCAUUUACCAAGGGUGGUUCUGUGAAUGAUAGAUCUGAGCAGUGGGCAAGCCUAUUGGUCUGUGGCAUCGGCUCCUUUAGCCUGCAAUUGGUUUACGAUAUUCAAGAUGAGUUUUCUGGAUAUGCCGCAGAAGGAUCCGUGCCAGAAACAAGCCUGUGAAAUACAGAAAUGUUUACAAGCCAACAACUACAUGGAAUCUAAGUGUCAGGCUGUCAUCCAAGAACUGCGUAAGUGUUGCGCUCGAUAUCCUAAGGGAAGAUCUCUCGUCUGUUCGGGAUUUGAAAGAGAGGAGGAAGAAAAGCUGACAUUGAAGCCUACAUCAAAGUAAAGUUCUGCUGAAAAGUUAAAUGCUGCACCAUGUAUCCACCAAGCAAGUUUGUCUCCCUGACUCUUUCUUCAGGCCAGGUAGCAACAAAUAUCAAAUACAAAAGUCAACUAUAAAAGUUAAUGAAUAUGCCAUCUAUGCAGAACAGAUAGAAAUAUAUUAAAUAUGUAGAAUGUAAUAAAACUGAGCUGCUAAAAUAAACCUGUUAAGUGAAAAA
Messenger RNA from Lutra lutra (Eurasian river otter), 1095 nucleotides. It is a transcript of the gene CMC4, whose product is annotated as C-X9-C motif containing 4. The transcript has 3 exons. Gene Ontology annotation, cellular component: mitochondrial intermembrane space. The coding region runs from base 579 to 881 and encodes 100 amino acids. Lineage: Eukaryota; Metazoa; Chordata; Mammalia; Carnivora; Mustelidae. The record is from RefSeq and is a predicted model, not a curated record.